Messenger RNA from Epithele typhae, 510 nucleotides. RefSeq lists its product as uncharacterized. The annotation marks the transcript as partial. The record is from RefSeq and is a predicted model, not a curated record. The transcript has a single exon. NCBI's taxonomy places the organism in Eukaryota, Fungi, Basidiomycota, Agaricomycetes, Polyporales, Epitheliaceae.
AUGCCUUCCAACCCCUCCAGAACCUCUCCAGAACAUACGCAGAAGAACCGGCCUGCUGUGUUCUUCCGGAACUCCGCCAUCGGCGACACCAUCAUUCGCUCCGUCGACGGCGAACACUUCCACGUCCACGCCGACAUCCUGUCCAGCGCUAUCCCCUGCUUCGCAGAUAUGCUCUCCCUCCCCCAGCCUUCUUCCUCUGCCGACAGUCCCCCAAGCGAUUCUGAAGUACUUAACAACUCAAAGAAGAAGCGCGUUAUCCUCACGCAAGAAUCCUCCACCGUCUGGACGACCUUCAUUCCCCUCUGCUACCUCCCGAACUUCCGCCCACCCGCGCUCCCCGCCAACCUCACGCUCGUCCGCGACUUCCUCGCCGCCGCCGACAAGUUCGAGUUGCGCGCCGCGACCGACUGGGUCUCCGCCUCCCUCCUGGGCCGCUGCCCGCUGCUUAAAGCGCACCCGCUGAGCGUGUACGCGCUCGCGUGGGCGUACAAGCUCCCCGAGGUCGCCCGC